AUUUGCAAUAAGUUGGUUUUCCAUUUAGGGAGUGGGGUUGUCCUCCCCGGGACCCUCCACUGAAGUGUCCUCUGGCUGGAGACGUGGCAGCGCCUCCGGUCAUAUGAUGUGAGUCCACACACCAACCCCACCCCGUUACUGCCCACCCUGGAAACAUUCUUUUUUAAAUAUCACUUGUCCGUUAUUUUAGUGUGAAACAUCUGCCGAGAUCUGAAAAACGUCCCGCAAAUACCCCACUGCAUAACUCAGCACAAAUCCUAGAGUCGGAGUAUAGUGGCGGUGACCACCCCAAACAGAGCCAUUUUUAGCCGUUUACUGCUGACGUUUACACAGGCUGCAAAUAGCUUCCGUUUUACCCCGCUAGUGAUUGGACCCCGCGAGCUAACACAUACUGGUUGAACUAGUCCGACAUUCUACACUUCAAUGGAGGAACAGCCCAAAGAUCGGGCACAAGAAAGGCAAUACCACCACCACGGAGAGGACAGACACUCUACUCAACAUCCAACUUGUCUAAAACAUGAUCAGAGCCACUUCCAGCGCCAGCAUCAGGAAACGCAGACGAAGAAAACAGGUUGGGCCAUCCGGAGAAGCAUUAAAAAAGUAAACAUCAGUGAGGAGGAGGGGGAGAAGAAUCCACAUCUGUCUGAUACUGUUGGUAUGUCGCAUCCCCCCAACAGCAAUGGUAACAGACACACAAGUAAUGCAAAUGUGAAGCAGAAGUCAACUCAAAAGCUGUACACGACUGUUCCAAAAGUGAGCAGCAAAGGAUUAGAGCAUAAGAAGAAUAUGGACCUUAAAAAUGACAAGGAAAGGGCCCUGGAUUUGAUUCAUCAUGAGGGCCAACCUAUGGAUAAGAAAGACUCCGUGUUGCUUCAAAAUGGCGUUGUAAACUGUGGCUUAAUUACAAAUGGCUAUUCUAGCAAGGACAAUGAUGGCAGCGGCUCCGAAGGUGGAUAUACUACUCCGAAGAAACGCAAGGCCAGAUGCAACAACGCCAAGAACACUGAUAUUGUGAUAAGAGAAAAGGAAAAAGACAUGCAGCAGGGCAACACUACACACGAACAUGGGGCUUUUAAUCUUGAGACAACUGAGAAGAGAGUGACUUCUAGACUUGAUGGCUUUAGAGCCGCCCAUAAAGUGGAAGCUCAGUCAGCAGCUAGACGGGCUGUUGCGUCAGAGGCUUCAAUGGGUGAAUCUCAGAGGAAAAACUCUGAUGGCAAAAUAGUUGGCACCUUUGGUAAAAAGACUGAGGAAAGGCACAAAGCCAAGCUUUCGUCAGCUUCAAAAGAGGACUCAUGGACUUUGUUCAAGCCCCCUCCAGUAUUUCCUGUGGACAAUAGCAGUGCAAAAAUUGUUCCCAAGAUCAGUUAUGCAAGUAAAGUAAAAGAGAACCUCAACAAAGUAGCUCAAGGUGGAGGAGAGGCACUGCCUCCUCCUGUUAGACUGUCACAGGUCCCUAUGUCUGCUAUGAAAACUAUCACCUCAGCUAGCUUUACUAAUGGCCCUGUUUCUGGAAACGGAAACGGCUGCCCGUCAGUGGGUACCUUCUUUGCUCCUGCUGCUAGUAGUAUUCAACUAGCCCCAUCUAUCCCAAGUGGCGAGAAUGUAGCAUCUCCUUUGGAAAGUAACUGUAGCUCUACAACCAGUCCUGUAGACGGAGAAGCAUAUGAGCUUAGAAAGUUUACUUUAAUUUACCCUUUAAAUAUGCAACCUGUGCUCCCUAGUGCUCGUCACCUUGACCCACCGGCUGCUCAGACAAAUCAGAAAGCCUUGGGAGAUAUCUUCCAGAAUCAGUGGGGGCUUUCCUUCAUCAAUGAGCCCAACUUGGGGUCAGAAGGAGGAGGUGGCCAGGUGCCUGCAGAGGACAAGACUACUGGGGUCACAUCUCAAAGCGAGUGUCAGGCUGUCGCAGCCAAGGCUGCCCAGCCCUGCUUUGAUAAUAGCCCAUCAUUCUUAGAGCCUGGCACUUUGGCUCCAGACCCCGAGAAAAGGACUUGUGCCCCUUGCAAUGUGUCCAGUGCUUGUUCUCCUGCUUGUGUGAUGAGUGAGGAGGAGAACAAGCUGCAGCCAUGUGGCCAGGAAAAGACAAAAGUUGAGGCCAAGGGUGCAGGUUCUGCUGUGUUGGCUCCCAGUAAAGACAAUGGUGCUAAGCCUGCACAGGGCCAGCUAACCACUGUGUUGUUUGGCUCCUCUAAACAACAUGCCCACUCUAAAGACAUUGGCAGAAGGUGUAGCUGGGGGUCCUUUGAUAUUAAAGAUGCUGUCACUUAUCACACUAAAGAAAUGGAAUUCAUUUUCAACUUGCAAAAACAAGAUCCAAAAAGAGUAGUGGUUUAUGAUGAGACCAAGGAUGGACCUGAUCAGUGAGGUAGAUGGUCAACAGUACUUACCUUCUUCUCUUCUGGGUCUGGUGCUGCAAUUAUCUACCUUUGGAAUCAUAAAUCCUGUUGGGACAGAUAAAGUGACAACUGUGAAAACAUUGAUAGUUUAGCAUGACAGAUUUUCCUUGGAAUCUCCGGUGGAAUAACAGACUUCUUUGGGGGCAUCAGACAAACACACACACGCACUCUGGAGGGACGUUAAAGGAGUUGAAUCGGUGCCUCUCAGACACGGUAAAUGGACUUUGGAGCUGUGAUAGUUGUUUGUCUCGUGGCUCUGUUAAGGAUGAUGUUUGGGAGUUCAACAAAGGAAGGUGUCAUGGAUUGCACCUCCCUAAGCCUUUAUCCUGUUGAACUGCGGCAGCCGUCAGUCUGACUAUGGGAUGCCUCAGUCAUUUUCUUUCUUCACGUAUUCAAAUGAGUUCAUUGUAGAUAUGUUAGACGUUAUACAUACACAUCCGUGUGCAAGCUUGAAUUCAUCGUGGAGGAAAGGAGAACACACUUUUGCAAAGAAUGCCUUGAAGUUGUGGAAAUUAAGAUCUUUGGAGUUAAACUGUAAGUUAAGCGGAAGCUCGUAGGUGAGGCCCCAUCCAGGAAGGGAGAACCUUGUCUUAAGUCCUUUUUUAAGGGGAAAUCAGAGCCCAGAAAUUAAAACGCUUGCUUUUUCUUUUAUACUGUUUUGUCUGCCCUAACAUGAGUGUUAUCUGCACUGCAGUAUGACCCCCAGAGCACAGGUACAGAAGUGCCCAAUCUGAAGGAAAUCUACGCCCUUUCAUUUCAUUGUUUAUCACAGGUGUGCUAAAGAUUUUAAAAAUCAGGUCCGUUAAAGGCAAAAUCAUUUCAUCUUAAAGCGUUUCAUACAUUUCAUGCAGAUUGUUAUGAGGUCAGCGCAGACUAUUCUUAAAUUCAGAUUCAUAUAUACCUUCUAAUAUAUGAAUCCUUGAUCUUAGGAAUUAACUGACAAAUUGUUAAACAAGAGGCAUUGCUACCAAUAAGGUCUUCUGCGUUUUGUACCAUUAGUUCAGCAGCAAGACUCAGGAUGUCCAUACAGAUUAUUUUGCCUGCAUUUUUUUUUUUUCUAUGUAAAAACUGUUCAAUUCCUCUUGUCAAAGGAACACGUGUUGCAUUUUACGACUGAUUUUUGUUUUGUUUUUUUUGUUUUUCUGACUCAGCAUUUGGUCUUUACUUUUCCGUUUUUAUGGCAUUGUAUUUCUUGCAUGUUUACUGGUGGAAAUGAAUGAGUCAGAGGUCACUGUUCAUCGCCAUACAAAGAUAACAGUAACACAACAACACUUGCAAUACUAAUCUAGGUUCCCCCGACUAGCCACUUUGUCAAACUGUGUUGAAAUGUGAAGAUGAGUUGUACUAUUAUGUUUUUACUGUCGAUAACAUUUUACAUUUGCAAACCAGUGUGCAAUAACACCGUGUGAUCCAUACAAUGUGUAAAAAUGGGUUAUAUGGAGCUACAAAAUCAUCACCCAAGAUGCUGGUGUGGUUUAUUCAAAAAUGUUUAAGGUGCGUUUUUUCAGUUUGUUGCACAACUCCUUAAAGUGAUUUUUUUUUUUUUUUGCUAAAGCGCUCGUGUUGAAAGAUCUAAUUAAGUCUAGGGAGCCCAAAUUUGCUAACUGGCCAGCUGUGACAUCACUUUUCAUCACCAUCUCCAAAUCAGGAUUGGUUUUAUUCAACAUAACGAAGGAACUGUCCGGGUUUCUUUUCACUAGAAGAUAUGAUUUGGUUAAUGUGUGGAUUAAUAGCACUUUAUGUAAACUAAUUGCUUUUAUCUUUUAAUUACUAGAGAGAUCUAUAUGUACUGACAAGAAAUACUCCUUGAAAGAAUGGCUCUGGGCUGUUACUUUUCAGAAAAAAUAAGUUGAUAAAUACAGAAUUAUUAAAUGUAACUCAGGUAGUGUUGAUAAAGCCAUGACUAUGUUAAAUAUUGUUUUUUUUGCCAAAUGGCCCCUGUCAUGUAAUGUUCUCAAAUUGGAAAUGUUGAAUUGGAGUCCUAUUAUAUAGAGUCUCAUGUGAUGUGACAAAACACCAAAUACUCUUUGAGGAAACUGUCAUGGCAUGCAAGUGCUGUCAUUGUCAUUUUGGGCUCUUAAAAAUAUACGUUUUCCUGGUUUAUUUCCCCUUUAAAAAAAAAAAAAGUACAAAAAAAGCACAUUGCAUCCAUGCGCUGUUUUUCUAUGUGUACUAGACUGUAAUCUUGCAUCUUUGAGGUUAAUUUUCUCCCCUCACGUGUCAUAGUGAAGCACAUCUUGAUUUAUUAUGCUGACCAUCAGUGGGUGUUCUAUUGGGUAGCUACGAUCUGGGUAUGAGUUUUCAAGUACAUUUUCUUUCCACUGUGUCCUGAUUUGGCGGCGCGCAGCUUGAACUCGGUGUGCAAGAGGGGAAAGUCGUAACUGCAGCCAGUUGUCUUGACAUUUAACUUCCACGUCUAAUCUCAGUCAGCUCUCUGGUAUUAAAAUGCUUUGUUUUUUGGCUUCCAUGUACAGCGUGUGCAAUGGACGAGUGUAUCACCUCCGAAUAAGAACAGUUGUGUUGGAUCUGGUGUGUGACGGAAGAGAAAGGGCAUUUGAGGAGAUGUUGCGCAUUUAGCAUUUAGGACUUAUGUUUUUUCUGUGCUUGUGGAGAUUGACAUUUUAAUCUGGCAUACACAAAUUAAUUUCUUCUGAUUGCCCAUAAGUUCAUCGACAAAGUGACAUAAUCAGGUUCCCAUAUGGUAAACGCCUAAUUGUUCAGGCUGAAAGCAUUAUCCGUGGACAGUGAUUAAUCUAUAGGCUUCUAAAUGUAAAACAGGGUGAUCAAAAUGAGUAGUAUGUGAUGUUACUGUAGUCUUACUACCUUUUUCUUUUUCUUUUUUAAAUAUUCUUUUUUGUCUCGCUUUUUUUAGAGGAUGGUCCUGUACAGGGAAAUCAGAGAAUCUCCCAUCCUCCCGCCCUAAGGCUCCUCUUUUUUAAAGCACUUAACUACAGCAAAAAGGCUAGUUGAAUAUGCAUUUAUAAAGAUAGAACUAUUAUUUAGCAUUGUAGCCUGCAAAACCAAAAACAGGUUCUUGAAGCGGAGUAGAUGGUUAAUCAGUGUUGGGCAGGGGGGGUUGAGUGACUGACUGUUGAGAGAGUAAAGCCUGAUCAUGUGAAGUUUCUAUCUCCAUCUCCUCAGGAUGUGCAAUCACCUCAAGGACGCUGAUGCAGGCUUCCAGGUUGUGAGUGACGAGUUCGGCCUCGUUGUUUUUGUGGGUGUGUGCAUAGCGAGUUCUUCCUAUUAUAUGCAAGUUCCUCGUAUAUUUCAAAAUUCCCCCCCCUCCUCCCUUGUUGUUUCAUGUUCAGGUGCCUGUGUGAAAAAAAUAUACUUUUACAGCAAUUUUGAUUGUUUAAAAUCUGCUUCCAGCAUAUAUCCGUGCCAUUUUUUUUUUUGUUUUUUUUUUUUGUUUCUUCUUUUUUUUUGUAACAUUUGCAAUGCUGUGUAAGUUCUACAGCUAAUCCUAAUUUCUUCUUUAAGCGACAUGGAUGCAGCUGAAAGCAAUGAGCAAUUUCUGUGUUUUGUAGGUUUUUUGAAAUUGUCAUGGCUUGUGUUCAGAAUUGUGUGACCUAAAGCCAAAAUCAGUUCGAAUGGGACGGACGACAAACCGCUUGCUGGCGUAUACUCAUGCCAGUCCAUUGUCAAGUUAAUGUCUGAAGUAGCACAUAAUUGAUUUGAACUGAUUUAACAAAAUAAUGUUUUUAACAUGUGUUUUAAAAAGGUUUUUAUUUUUGAGUUAUAACCUAAUUUAUCCAUAGAUGCACAAGUAGGAUGAGACUAAAAGGAAUAAAUGAUACAGAAAAUCAAUAUGUCUCUUUUCGUGAGUUUUAGAUGAUUUAGUUACUGAUAAAGGCUGAUGUAGACCUAUUUUCCCCCCCCCCAAUAGCACCAAUUUUAAUAUAUUGAAUGCUGAUUUUCUACAAAUUAUUUUAACUCAUUUCUUCAAAAUAGUUGUGAUGGAGCGAUGAGCAUCGAAACACACUGCAUCCCAGAGUUUCUCUUAAUAUAUUUUUUAUUUGUAGUGAUGUUGAUCAUGUCGUGAGGGGGUUUGAGGUAUUAACGUGCGGUUCAACAACUCUGAAAUCUGCUUUCGCCAAAGGUACACUACUCAGAUAUUCAGCUAGUGAAUGGCAAGCGCACAGGCCGGGAGACGUUGUUGAUGAUGUCACAACCAGCUUCCUGACAUCAUGCUGGGUUUGGAGGAGUCUUUAGUGAAGAGAAGUCACUACUGUAGCAGCUGAAUGUCACUUUGAGCGUGUUGUUAUACGGUGCGAGAGAGGAGCAAUCUUCAAAAGAUGAGACAAAUACCGAAAGUGCUGCUUCUUCAUCCAGUAAUCAAUCGUCUGUAAUGGGAAAUGCUGGACUUUGGUGUGUGUUUGUGCUCUACUUAAAAGCUGUCCUUCCUUUAAACUGCCUCUUGUGGAAAUGUUUUUAAUUUAGGGGGCUUUUUGUUUUAUUCAUUGACACCUAAGAGGUACAGUGUUUUAUGAUUCCACACAUGAUGAAUGAAGUAAAAAAAACAAAAAA
Sebastes umbrosus (honeycomb rockfish) is the source of this 6926-nucleotide messenger RNA. It is a transcript of the gene nufip2, whose product is annotated as nuclear FMR1 interacting protein 2. The record is from RefSeq and is a predicted model, not a curated record. The coding region runs from base 424 to 2367 and encodes 647 amino acids. NCBI's taxonomy places the organism in Eukaryota, Metazoa, Chordata, Actinopteri, Perciformes, Sebastidae. Gene Ontology annotation, cellular component: cytoplasmic stress granule; nucleoplasm. The transcript has 4 exons. Gene Ontology annotation, molecular function: RNA binding.